UCUUAGGGGUCACAAACACGCGGCUGCUCCUCGCCAUCUCUACGGCCAGCGGCGGCGGCAAUCGCGCGCGGGGCGACCAAGAAACAUGUCGAAGCGCGUCGCGUCCCUUGCCGGCGCGGCCCUCCGGGUGGACGCCCUGCGGGAGGAGGGGAGAGCCGAGCUCGUGGACCUGCUCGAGUCCCUGCCGGGGAGCAAGUGCCUCGUGCUGGAGAGCCACAUCGGCGGUCUGUUAAACCACGUCAUCCCAGAAGGUUCCAAGCUGCUACGCGAGAAAGGGGUGACAUACUUCCGCGAGCUGCGAGGGGAGCUGGGUGCCUUCGAGGACAGAAACGGGGUUAAGGCCGAGCCCGAUCACAUCGUAUACUUGGUACGGGCGUCGAUUCCGAACGUGAAGAUCAUCGCGGACCAAAUCAACUCCAGGAUCAAGGCUGGAGCAGCCUUCGACUUCCGGUAUAAGGUUUACUUCGUGCCGCAUCGCACGCUCAUCUGUGAGCAGGUCUUGCAAGAGGAACGGGUGCUCCGCAGAGUGGACGUGGGAGACUACCCCCUGGACCUCGUUCCGCUCGAGAAGGAUGUUCUCAGCCUCGAGCUCGACGGCCUCUUCCGGAGAGUGCACCUGGAUGGAGACACAUCGGGGCUAUCGGUGGUCGCUCGCUCCGUGCAGAAGCUGCAGACGGUCUUCGGCACAAUACCCAACGUUAAGGCAAAGGGAACGGCGGCGGUCGCUUGCCUGCACCGAGCGAUGCGCAUGCGGAGGGAGGAGGCGGGAGCGGAAAGGGCGGGGGAAGGGGGCGAGUUCGGGGCGGGAGGGAUAUCCAGUGCCCCCGGUAUCGACACGCUCAUCCUUCUCGAUCGGGGGGUUGAUCUCGUCACCGCGAUGGCGACGCCUUUGACUUACGAGGGCUUGAUCGACGACCUCAUCGGCAUUGAGAACGGGAGCGUCCGACUAGACGCGGAUCUGGUAGAGGCGGGGGACGGCAACGGGGCGGCUGCAGCAAGCGGUGGUGCUUCCGGGAAGGGGAGAGGGGCGGCGGCAGCGGCGGCAGCGGCGACAACCCUCGGGCCUGACGGGAAAAAAAAACAGGUGCCUGUUCCAUUGAACUCGGACGACCCGCUCUUCUGCAAGGUGCGAGACGUCCACGUCGAGCAGCUCAUGCCCUUCCUACAGGACAAGGCAAAAAACAUCCGGGAGAGCUACAACCAGUUCCGCGCUAACCGGGACCAGAGCAUCACCGAGAUUCACGAAUUCGUCAAGAAGAUCCCCGGCCUGAAAGAAGACUACAAGUCCCUCAACCUGCACAUCAACAUCGCCGAGCUCAUCAUGGAGGGCUCGGGAGCCCCUGACUUCCGGAAGCGGUGGCAGACGGAGAGGGCCGUGCUCGAAGGCGAGGAUUGCUCUGAGGUUAUCGAAGAAAUGAUCAGCAUGCAGGAGCCGGCGAUGCGCGUGAUACGGCUCAUGUGCCUCCAGAGCAUGACCGAUGCCGGCAUCAAGGCCAGCAAGUACGACUUUCUCAAGAGAGAGGUGGUGCAGACGUACGGUUACCCGUACCUCUUCACCUUGAACAACCUGGAGGCAGUGGGUUUGUUAAAGAAGCGGGAAAAGGUAUGGGGGGUAGGGGCCGUAGAUACGGGAUCCCCGUGGCCCCCUCUCCGAAGAUCCCUGAGGCUGGUCAACGAUGCGGUGGACGUCCGCUCUCCCGACGACAUCGCCUACGUCUCGUCCGGGUACGCGCCGCUAUCCGUGCGGCUCGUGCAGGCCUCUGUGCGGCCAGGGUGGACGACGGCGGGGGAGGCUCUGAAGCUGCUUCCGGGGCCUUGCGUGGAGGUGACGCAAGAUCCCGACGGUCCCCCCAUUGACCUUCCUACCGCGGUGCGAAAACAGGCCGGUCAGAGAGGAAAGUCGGCACCGCUAGACGAGGGGUCGAUGACGGUAGGAGGGGGGGUCGGCGGUAGAAGCGGUGGUGGUGGCAUUGGGGGGGGCUCGCCAAAGAGAAAGGUGAUGCUCGUUUACUUCAUCGGCGGGGUGACCUACAUGGAGAUCGCGGCCUUGCGCUUCCUCAACGCGCAGCGAGAAUUCCCGUUCGAGAUCGUUACCGCCACCACGAAGGUCACCAACGGAGAAGAGUUUUUGGAGACCUUGCUGCCAAACUUCGACAACCGGUUGCAACGAUAGACUAAGGCGGCGGCGCUGUGUUCUUCUUCGUACUGCUGUACGGCGGCCGGCGGAGACAACACGGGGUGGCGGGGAAGACUUUAUGGGCAGAAAGAGGGCGGCAAGGCUCUGUUUUCGUCGAUGCAGCCGUCCUUGCUAAGCCCUUGUUCGGUGUUCAUAUAGGUUGUGUUUUGAGUUCUCUGGCACUACGGCAGCAGAGGGCAAAAGUUGCCGUCGCGUCGCAUCCGAGCCGUUCUUCGUUCCGUUCCAGCUCAUCAGUAGUAGGUACUUCUUUCGAACUUUUUGUUCUUGCUUGUA
Messenger RNA from Ectocarpus sp. CCAP 1310/34, 2470 nucleotides. NCBI's taxonomy places the organism in Eukaryota, Phaeophyceae, Ectocarpales, Ectocarpaceae. The record is from the annotation of a GenBank genome assembly.